Molecule: messenger RNA, 284 nt
Organism: Geodia barretti
Lineage: Eukaryota; Metazoa; Porifera; Demospongiae; Tetractinellida; Geodiidae
Source: the annotation of a GenBank genome assembly
ACACACUCACUGAACAUCUUCCUCGUUCUAUAAGUUCGGAGAAACGUUUAGCAAACUGAACUGACUGUGUAAGUAUGUCGCCAUGGAAACAUACAACAUCUUCCACAAUGUAUAUACAUAGGAUGGUUCCAACACCACUAAAUAUGACCACAACUUUAUCUCUGGUAUGUGUACUAGACUUCUGCUCACCACCCUGUUACAGUAAAGGCUGGUAUGAGCAAAUACUGACUUACAAACAUGCCUGGUAUCUUUAAUCUAAGAUUUUGUGGUACAUCUGUACUAGG